This is a messenger RNA of Dibothriocephalus latus, 126 nucleotides long. Lineage: Eukaryota; Metazoa; Platyhelminthes; Cestoda; Diphyllobothriidea; Diphyllobothriidae. The record is from the annotation of a GenBank genome assembly.
GUCUUCGAUUUUGCCCUGACGAAGGAGGAGAUGGCAAUCCUCAGUACAAGUGGCCGCAACAUUCGUGUCCUACCUGCUGUAAUGGCGAUGGGUCAUCCGGAGUAUCCAUUCGACGACGAAUUCUGA